AUCUCACAAUUAAAAGCAUUACCUUAUAAAAGAAUAAAACUCGACGCCCCAACUCAUUGAGUCUUCAUUGGCAACUGAGUCUGUGAGUGAUAGUGUUGGAGAAAAUAAUAUAUAAUUAGUAUCUCUUUGUACCUGUCUUUGUAAUUCUCAUGGAAAAUCAAAUAAAGAUUUAUUGUUAAUAAUUAGGAGAAAAAAGAAAUAAAGUUUCGGGAAAAGAUGCGUCGGGAGAUCUUGAUUUUGUUACAACCUCGGUGCCUCCUUCUCUUGACUGCCCUCUCGAUUUUCUUCAUUUUCGCUUUCUCGGGAGCUAAGCGGGAAGAAGAGAAGGUUGUAGAAGAGGAGCAUGAAAUCACCGACAGAGUAUACUUGGAUGUUGAUAUUGAUGGCCAGCGUGUAGGUAGAAUCGUUAUUGGAUUGUAUGGUGAAGUUGUACCCAAAACUGUUGAAAAUUUCAGGGCUUUGUGUACAGGAGAGAAAGGCAAGGGUGCUCGGGGGAAAAGACUUCAUUAUAAGGGAACACCAUUCCACCGAAUAAUAUCUGGAUUCGUGGUUCAAGGAGGUGAUAUGAUUCAUGGUGAUGGAAGGGGAAGUGAGUCUAUAUAUGGUGGCACCUUUCGUGACGAGAGCUUUAAGAUAAAGCAUUCACAUUCAGGUGUAGUUUCCAUGGCUAAUACUGGACCUGAUUCCAAUGGCUCUCAAUUUUUUAUCACCACUGUCAAAGCCAGUUGGUUGGAUGGGGAGCACGUUGUUUUCGGUAAGGUUAUUCAGGGCAUGGAUAUUGUGUAUAUGAUCGAAGGGGGAGCCGGGACUUACAGCGGCAAACCUAGAAAGAAAGUCAUAAUCGCCGACUCGGGAGAGAUACCUAAGAACAAAUGGGAUGAGGAAACAUGAAGCUCCUGGUUAUAUAAAAACAAGAUAGAUUUUCUUUUUUGUGUUUUGACUUCGCUGAUUUCUUUCUAAUAUAAUCGAUUCAUAUUUUGCUCCAUU
Hibiscus syriacus is the source of this 987-nucleotide messenger RNA. Its product is annotated as peptidyl-prolyl cis-trans isomerase CYP21-1-like. Gene Ontology annotation, molecular function: peptidyl-prolyl cis-trans isomerase activity. Gene Ontology annotation, cellular component: intracellular membrane-bounded organelle. The coding region runs from base 217 to 891 and encodes 224 amino acids. The record is from RefSeq and is a predicted model, not a curated record. The transcript has 7 exons. NCBI's taxonomy places the organism in Eukaryota, Viridiplantae, Streptophyta, Magnoliopsida, Malvales, Malvaceae. Gene Ontology annotation, biological process: protein peptidyl-prolyl isomerization; protein folding.